This is a messenger RNA of Sceloporus undulatus (fence lizard), 789 nucleotides long. Its product is annotated as craniofacial development protein 2-like. The transcript has a single exon. The record is from RefSeq and is a predicted model, not a curated record. NCBI's taxonomy places the organism in Eukaryota, Metazoa, Chordata, Lepidosauria, Squamata, Phrynosomatidae. The annotation marks the transcript as partial.
AUGACGAGGCAAGUGGGAGAUAGGCUCAGAAAUACAAAAUCUAUCCAGAGCAGCACAACACAUAUAAUAGGGGCAUGGAAUGUGAGAAGCAUGAGCCAAGGGAAGCUGAACAUAGUAAAAAUGUAAAUGGAACACAUUAACAUACUAGUACUGGGAGUAAGCGAGCUGAAAUGGAUAGGAAUGGGCCACUUUGAUUCAGACAACUACACAGUGUUCUACUCGGGAAAUGAGAAUACACGAAGGAAUGGGGAGGCACUAAUACUAAGGAGAGAUGUGGCAAAAGCAAUAAAGGGAUAUAAUGCCAAAUCAGACCGAAUCAUCUCAAUAAGGGUCUGUGGAAAACCUAUAAAUAUUAACAUAAUUCAAGGAUAUACACCAACCAUAGAUGCAAAAGAGGAAGAAUUAGUGACAUUUUGUGAAGGAGUCCAGGAAGAAAUUGACAAAACACCAGCACAGAACAUUAAACUAAUCAUAGGUGACUGGAACACCAAAGUUGGAAGCAAAGAGAAAUCCAAAACAAUAGGCAGAUUCGGAUUAGGCAAAAGGAAUGAAGCAGAUGAGCAUCUGAUAGAGUUCUGUGAAGCCAACCAUCUAUUCAUUUCCUUUUCCAUACAGCCAAAGCGAAGGCGAUACACAUGGACAUCACCACAAGGACAACGCAAAAACCAAAUAGAUUAUAUAAUCAGAAGCAAAAGUUGGAGAAGUACCAUUUUGAUGGCCAAGACUAGACUGGGUGCUUACUGUGGCACAGACCAUGAAUUAGUUAAUUCAAAAAUUAGAGUAAAACUU